AUAUUUUUUAAACCUAAAAAACUAAAUAAAACACCCGUCAAAUCUGUUGAAACCACCACCUAAUUCCUGUUCCUGCGUAGCAAUCCCCAAUUCUCGCGGUGGAACCGAUGGAAGCGGCGGGCACCUGCGAGAUCACGCGCCUGCCGGAGGAGCUCCUCUCGGCGGCGCUUGCCCUCACCACGCCGCGGGACGCCUGCAGCGCCGCCGUGGUAUCCCGGGACUUGCGAGCCGCGGCAGACUCCGACGCCGUCUGGUCCCGCUUCGUGCCGCACGACCUCCCGUCGCUCGCCGAUGGGGAGUUCUGCGACCCCGCGCCGGCGUCCGCGAAGGGGAGGUUCCUCCGCCUCUCCGACUCCCACCGCCCUCUUCUCCUCGCCGACGGCCUCAUGAGCAUGUGGUUGGACAGGGAGACCGGAGCCAAGUGCUACAUGCUCUCGGCAAGGUCGCUGCACAUCUCCUGGGGAGACACGCCCGAGUACUGGCGCUGGAUUCCUCUCCCCGACUCCUGCAGGGUUUCAGAAGGUGCUGAACUCCGUUUUGUUUGCUGGUUGGAGAUACGUGGCAGGAUACACAGCAAAAUGCUCUCUCAGGACACAACUUACGCUGCUUACAUUGUAUUCAGAUUAGGUGAUAAAACAUACGGGCUUGAUUACCCAGCCCAAGAGGCAUCCAUCACCGUUGCAGAAAGCACAUCAACUCGCAAAGUCUGCCUCCAAAGCAGCGUUAAUGAGGAUGAGGAUUGGGCAGGGUUCGGGGAUCCAUUGAGUAGAAGAUACCAUCGUGCUUGUUGCGGACACUUGGUGUUCCCUGGAAAAAGAAGUGAUGGUUGGAUGGAACUGAAGCUGGGUGAGUUGUACGUCAAGGACUGUGACACUGGUGAGGUCUGCAUGAACCUCAUGGAGACAAAAGUAUGCGGUCCGAAAGGAGGACUUCUUGUCCAGGGCAUCGAGAUUCGACCAAAGAAAGGCCUGCUUGCUAGCAGUAGUGCCAUGUCCAAGUCGAAACACCAAGCCGGGGGCGAGGAACAAGCAGCAACGACGACGUCGACGGUUGCCUGUGAGAUUGUGCGCCUGCCGCAGGAGCUCCUCAUGAAGGUGCUCUCCCACAUCACGCCACAGGACGCUGCCCGCGCCGCUGCGGUUUCUCAGGCUUUCCGUGCCAUCUUGGACUCUGACGCAUUCUGGACCCGCUUCGUGACCAGCGUUCACAACCUCCUCCUGUUCCACUACAACGGGCAGACACUGUCCCAGAAGGAGAUGUUCCUCUGCCUCUCUGAUCGCCCCAUCCUAAGUGUUACCCGCCGCAUGAGCAUGUGGUUGGACAGGCAGACCGGCGCCAAGUGCUACAUGCUAUCCGCUAGGGCGCUCAACAUUGCAUGGAGCAGGAAACCACAGCACUGGCGCUGGAUCAUCCAUUGCACGGACCGCAGCUUUUCCCAAGCAGCCGAGCUCCUGAGCGUUUGCUGGUUCGAAAUACGUGGCAAGAUAGAUAGCGAAAUGCUGUCCCUGAACUCGACCUAUGCCGCUUUUCUUGUGUUCAAGCUGGAUGAUGAAUCAGCACACAGGCGGGAUUUCCCCGUCCUGAAAGCAUCAGUUAGUAUUGGAGGAUGCAAAUCAACCCGCCAAGUCAGCCUGCAUGGAUCAGACGGGGAUGAGGAUGGCCUGCCAUCGCACCCUCAGCAAAGGGCUGACGGUUGGAUGGAACUGGAGUUGGGCGAGUUUUACAAUAAACAAGGUAACGACGGCGAGGUGUGCAUCCGUCUAUCAGAGACAGCAGAAUUGAAUAAUAAGAAAGGCCUCAUUGUGUAUGGGAUGGAGAUUAGACCCAAAAAAUAAGACUUGACGGCUUAUAGGAAAUUGAUCAAUUGUUUGUCUCACAAGCAGAUUUUUUUUUUCUUACUGUAUUGCUUCAUUACAAUAUCCGACGACUUGUCAAAAUCACGGCUUCUCAGAAGCUGCUGCCGUUUCAGAAAAAAAAAGCUGCUGAACU
Panicum hallii is the source of this 1989-nucleotide messenger RNA. Its product is annotated as putative F-box protein PP2-B12. The coding region runs from base 108 to 1835 and encodes 575 amino acids. The record is from RefSeq and is a predicted model, not a curated record. NCBI's taxonomy places the organism in Eukaryota, Viridiplantae, Streptophyta, Magnoliopsida, Poales, Poaceae. The transcript has 5 exons. Gene Ontology annotation, molecular function: protein binding.